AUGGGGAGAGAAGCUGAUAACAAGUUCACAUGGGUGAUUAAGAACUUCUCAUCUUUGCAAUCCGAGAGGGUCUUUUCUGAUAUAUUUGUGAUCGGUUCUUGCAAAUGGCGUCUUAUGGCCUAUCCCAAAGGAGUCAGGGAUAAUAGAUGUUUCUCUCUAUUUCUGGUGGUUGCUGAUAUCAAAACUUUGCCUUUUGGCUGGAAACGACACACAAAAUUUCGCCUUAACGUUGUAAAUCAGCUUUCGGAACAUCUUUCCAAACUCAAAUCAACACAAAUGUGGUUUGAUAUGAAGUCUCCGGGUUGGGGGUUCUCAGAAAUGCUUCCUCUUGACGAAAUUAAGGCUGAAAAUGGUGGGUUUCUGGUGAAUGAAGAAGUCAAAAUUGUUGUGGAGGUUGAUGUUGUUGAAGCUCUUGGCAAAUUAGAAGAAUCUGAAGAGACAAACCAACCUCCGAAAAAGGUAAAGCUAGAGGCUUGUGUGGAAUCGAAAGAUUUGCUUAAGGAAACUUCAUUGGUAAAAGAAGAAAGCAUUGAUGUCAAUGGGUUUCAUGCUCCUUCCCAGAUGGAAUUUGUUUGCCGUGUUUUUGAAAGAUACCCAGAAAUUGCAACAGUAUUCCAAGCAAAGAACCAACAUUUGAGAACAGCAUGCAUGCAUGUGCUCUUCAGCAUAAUCCAGACACUGUGCAAGUCAGUGGAAGAGCUCUCAAAUGAUGAUCUUGUGGAAGGAGACAAUGCAUUACAAUACCUGAAAUUUUCAGGCUUUAAGGUUGAUUGGUUGGAGAAGAAGCUGGAGGAAACUAAGGAAAAGAAGAAGGAAGAACAGAUUGUUGAAGCUCGUAUGCAAGAAUUAGAGGAAGAAUUGAAGAUAUUCCAGCAGAAGUGCUCAGAUGCAAAAGCACUAUUGGAGAAAGAGAAGACAAAGUUGUUGGCCACCAUGGCUUCUCCUUUAACAUUGGAUGAGCUUCUCCUUUAAACUUGGAUGAUGUUCUUUGAAUCCUUAGGAAC
Messenger RNA from Capsella rubella, 1004 nucleotides. RefSeq names its product MATH domain and coiled-coil domain-containing protein At3g58200. Gene Ontology annotation, molecular function: protein binding. The transcript is spliced from 4 exons. Lineage: Eukaryota; Viridiplantae; Streptophyta; Magnoliopsida; Brassicales; Brassicaceae. Bases 1 to 972 code for a protein of 323 amino acids. The record is from RefSeq and is a predicted model, not a curated record.